AGCUGGAAUGCUCCUCAGUUGGGUGCCCAGUGGGAUUUCUGCGAGGGGAGUUUGCCACAUUCUAGGCCAGGAUUUUUGUAUGUUUCACUAGGAGAGAAGCACACCACUGCUUCCUCCACAUCUGGUCAACCAUGAGCACUAAAGCCGCAUCACAUAUUUUUCCUAUUAAAAGGUUCUCAUCAUGUCCAAGUCAGCAUCUCCUAAGUCAGCGUCUCCUAAGUCAGAGUCUCCCAAGGAGCCAGAGCAGCUGUGCAAGCUCUUCAUCAGAGGGCUGGGCCUCAGCACCACCAAGGAGAGUCUUAGAAGGCACUUUGAGCAGUGGGGAACACUCACCGACUGUGUGGUGAUAAGAGAUCCAAACACCAAGCGCUCCAGGGGCUUUGGGUUCGUCACUUAUGCCAGCGUGGAGGAGGUGGAGGCAGCCAUGAAGGCCAGGCCACACCAGGUAGAUGGCAGAGUGGUGCUAACCAAGAGAGCUGUAUCCAGGGAAGACUCCCAAAGACCGGGUGCCUACCUCACUGUGAAGAAGAUCUUUGUCGGUGGCAUUAAAGAUACUGACGAACAUCACCUACGAGGUCAUUUUGAACAAUAUGGAGAAAUCGAAGUCAUUGAAAUCAUGACUGACCGAAACACUGGAAAGAAAAGGGGCUUCGCUUUUGUAACCUUUGUUGACUAUGAUUCUGCAGACAAGGCUGUGAUUCACAGAUACCAGACUAUCAACGGCUACAGGUGUGAGGUGAACAAAGCCCUGUCCAGGCAGAAGAUGGCUAAUGCUUCAUCUAGCCCAAGAGGUCCACAUGAUGCUGGAAAUUUUGGUGGUGGUCGUCGAGGUGGUUUUGGUGGCUCUGUCAGUUGUGGUCGAGGAGGAAACCGCAGUGUUCCAGGUUCCUUUGAUGGCACAGGGAUUCACUACACUGAAAUUGGUAAUGGAAGACAUUUUCAAGUGGGCGGAAGCUACACUGGUUUUGUCAGUUACCACAGCCAACCUUCACACUAUGAGCUCAUGAAGAGAGGAGCAUCUGGAGGCAGAAGCUCCGCACCCUGUGUUGGCAGAGGCCAAUAUUUUACCAAACCACGAAAUCAAGGUGGCAAUGGUAGCUCCAGCAAUAACAAGAGCGUUAGCAGAGGCAGAAGGUGUUAAAUACUGCUGGCAGCAAAGCUCAGCAGAAGAGAGCUUGAGAAGUGAGAGAGAAGCCACAGCUUACAACAGACAGCUGAACUCGACCAGGCAUAGUGGUGGCAGAGCCUUGCUGCUAAGAAGACAUGUUGUAGACAAGGCUCAUGAGUAUGGACAGGACACUCACGAUAUGACUAUCUGCAGAACAGGUUAUUUUAGUUUCUGCUCUGGAAAGUGUAAAGCAUUCCAACAAUGGGUUUCCAUGCAGACUGUUUUCGUACCUGUGUUGUUGAUUGCUACAUGUAACAGUCUUAUCAUGACACUAAAUAAAUGUCUUUAAA
Molecule: messenger RNA, 1458 nt
Organism: Cavia porcellus (domestic guinea pig)
Lineage: Eukaryota; Metazoa; Chordata; Mammalia; Rodentia; Caviidae
Product: heterogeneous nuclear ribonucleoprotein A1-like
Exons: 1
Coding region: 182-1141 (319 amino acids)
Biological process (GO): mRNA splicing, via spliceosome
Cellular component (GO): catalytic step 2 spliceosome
Molecular function (GO): mRNA 3'-UTR binding
Source: RefSeq, a predicted model, not a curated record